Molecule: messenger RNA, 3034 nt
Organism: Pundamilia nyererei
Lineage: Eukaryota; Metazoa; Chordata; Actinopteri; Cichliformes; Cichlidae
Gene: zranb1b
Product: zinc finger, RAN-binding domain containing 1b
Exons: 10
Coding region: 524-2923 (799 amino acids)
Biological process (GO): protein K29-linked deubiquitination; positive regulation of Wnt signaling pathway; protein K33-linked deubiquitination
Cellular component (GO): nucleus; cytoplasm
Molecular function (GO): cysteine-type deubiquitinase activity; K63-linked polyubiquitin modification-dependent protein binding
Source: RefSeq, a predicted model, not a curated record
UCCCUCGUAGUGUAUUUUUAAGCCCUGCCUCGGUUGCUUCCCUUCCCUGUGCCGCCAUUAAAGUCCGUCCGCUUGGUGUUUGUGGAAAACGGGAAAAUGAUUUAAAAACUCAGAAGAGACAGGCCGAGGGACGGGACCUGGGGAGGGGGGGGAGGGAGGGUUCUUGCUACGCGGUAUGUGUGGACUGUCAACUGCCAAGUAAACGGCGCCCCCAAAAGAAGUAAAUAUGCGGCUAGUUUCGUCCAAGUGAGAGGAGCCUGAGUUCGGAUUGGAGUUGGUUUCUCCGACCGGGGGUGGGGUGGGGGGAGAAACGCCAUUGGUUUUGGCUGCACCGGGCGUGGGGAGGGGGGACCGAGGAGUGUAAACACAGCAAAGCAAAAGGUGAGGGUUACAGCGUUAAGACACCUUGUAGAGUUGAUAAGGGCCUCUCAGACGGUUACGAGCAAAACAUAAUCCCGUAACGUUAGCGAGCCGCAGCCAGCUAGCUUGGCCAUAAAUCCUGGAUGGCAACCGAGCGGUUGUUAUGGAAGUGUGCUGCUUGCUGUGUGAUCUCCUUGAGAGUGGAUCUGCCAAGCUGAGUCCCUCUGAACGGCAGGAAGCCUCCCUUAGCGGCGGUGCGACGAUGACCGAGCUGGUUGCCAAGUGGGCCUGUGAAUACUGCACAUACGAGAACUGGCCGUCAGCCAUCAAGUGCACCAUGUGCCGCGCUCAGAAGCCCAGCGGGGGUGCCAUCAUUACUGAGGAGCCCUUCAAGUGCAGCCCUGCCCUGGAUGCCAGUGUGCAUCAGUGGGGCCCUGCAGACCUCAGCAACAGUCCAUCUCAGGGGGGAUCUAGCUUACUUAUUUGUCCAGACUCCAGCGCCCGACCCCGCAUUCGCAUUGCUGACGUACCUGAGCCUAGUAGUAAGUGGUCGUGCCACAUGUGCACCUAUCUGAACUGGCCUCGAGCUAUCCGGUGUACUCAGUGCCUGUGCCAGAGGCAGCAGGCUCAACAACAACAACACCAACAACAGCAUGGGCAGCAUGCAGCCCAUCAAGGACAUCAUACCCAGCAGCCACGCAGCCCCACAGAAACACCCCAGACCUCAGGCUCUGGAUGUCACCCCUCUCCCCCAACCACCACUACAGACACUUGUGAGGAAUAUAAUGACCGUAACAGGCUCAACACUCAUACACAGCACUGGACCUGCACUGCCUGCACUUAUGAAAAUUGGGCCAAGGCUCUCAAGUGUGUUGUGUGCGAUCACCCCAGACCCAAUAGUCUGCUGGCUGAGCCCAUCGAACUGGCAUCGGAACCUGAGAGUCAACAAUCAUCCUCAAAACUUGACCAGGACAGGGACAACAGGAGGGCUGUUGUUGGCCACAUGGUUAGUCAAGGAGUAGGAGGUGUGGUGGGUGGUGUAGGGAGUUGUAGCAGCAGCCAGAGGAGGUCACCGCCAACGUUAAAGCGGGAGUCAGAGGUGAACAUGGACUUUCAGAGGAUUGAACUGGCAUCAGGCGCUGGGAUUGGGAGCAAAGAAGAUCUUGAGGUGGAUUUCAAAAAACUCAAGCAGAUUAAGAACAGGAUGAGACGGAGUGAUUGGCUGUUCCUCAAUGCUUGUGUUGGUGUUGUAGAAGGUGACCUGGCAGCUGUGGAAGCCUACAAGACAUCGGGAGGUGACAUCGCAAGACAGCUAACGUCCGACGAGGUGCGCCUAUUAAACCGGCCCUCAGCAUUCGAUGAUGGCUUCACGCUGGUUCACCUAGCCAUCCGCUUCCAGAGACAGGACAUGCUGGCAGUGUUGCUCACAGAGGUAUCCCAACAGGCAGCCAAGUGUAUUCCAGCCAUGGUUUGUCCCGAGCUAACAGAGCAGAUCCGUCGUGAGGUAGCCGCCUCUCUUCACCAGCGCAAGGGAGACUUCACCUGCUAUUUCCUCACCGAUCUAGUGACAUUCACCCUGCCUGCAGACAUUGAAGACUUGCCUCCAGCAGUUCAGGAAAAACUGUUUGAUGAGGUGCUGGACCGAGACGUACAAAAAGAACUUGAAGAGGAGUCUCCCAUCAUCAACUGGUCCUUGGAGCUGGGGACUAGGUUAGACAGUCGACUUUAUGCCCUGUGGAACCGCACAGCUGGGGACUGCCUCCUUGACUCUGUGCUGCAGGCUACGUGGGGCAUCUAUGACAAGGACUCAGUACUCCGCAAAACCCUCCAUGACAGUCUGCACGACUGUUCUCACUGGUUUUACACCCGCUGGAAGGAGUGGGAGUCGUGGUAUUCCCAAAGCUUUGGUCUGCACUUUUCCCUCAGAGAGGAACAGUGGCAGGAAGACUGGGCUUUCAUACUGUCCCUUGCCAGCCAGCCAGGAUCCAGCUUGGAACAGACCCACAUUUUCGUUCUUGCACACAUACUUCGUAGGCCUAUCAUCGUCUAUGGAGUAAAGUACUACAAAAGUUUCCGUGGUGAAACACUCGGGUACACCCGUUUUCAAGGUGUGUACCUGCCUCUUUUGUGGGAGCAGAGCUUUUGCUGGAAGAGCCCCAUCGCUCUGGGAUACACGCGGGGCCACUUCUCAGCGCUGGUGGCCAUGGAGAACGAUGGCUUUGACAAUCGCGGCGCAGGCGCCAACCUCAACACGGACGAUGACGUGACAGUGACGUUCCUGCCUCUGGUCGACAGCGAGAGGAAGCUGCUUCACAUUCACUUCCUCUCAGCGCAGGAAAUGGGUAAUGAAGAGCAACAGGAGAAGCUCCUGCGGGAGUGGCUGGACUGCUGCGUGACAGAGGGCGGCGUUUUGGUUGCGCUUCAGAAAAGCUCCCGCCGCCGCAACCACCCGCUCGUCACUCAGAUGGUGGAGAAGUGGCUGGACGGCUACCGCCAGAUCCGCCCCUGCGCCUCGCUGUCCGACGGCGAGGAGGAGGAAGACGACGACGACGAGGAGGAGUGACGAAGCUGAAGUGGAGGGAGGCUAUCUGCUGGGGGGCAGGACUCCUCCCCCAUCCUCUCUCUUUUAGUUUUUCUUUGAGUUGGGGAUUUUUGUUGUUGUUGUUGUUGUUGU